UCCCGUCGCCGCGCGCUCAGUCGGGCUCGCACCUUCCCUGCCGACGGUGGCCGGAGCGGGCUGGGAGCCCAGCGGCGGGGCUGCAGAGCUGGCCGAGCCUGGAGACCCGCGGCCUCGGGCGCCUUCACGCCGACUCGGAGUGGAUAGUGCUGUGAGGUGCCGCGCGGGCCGAGCCGGCUGGAUCUGCGGGUAACGGGCCGGGACUGCGUGUGCCCUCGGGAGGCGUCCGUGCGGGGCGUCCCGCCCUCGGGCAGCGGCUGGGAGCGUCGGGGUGGCUGGUUUCUCCUCUUCGUGGAAGGGGUUGGAUGAUGUCCCUGGCUCUCCAGGACGCCCCUCCUUGGCUGUAACUGCAGGAAGGCCUCUUAAACCCCGGCUCAUCUCCCAGCCACUUCUGGAAGCUACUUGAGAAAAAAAAAAAUGAUGUGACAGAUCCUAUCAGAAAGGAUUUUCGGAAACCUAACACCUUCGAAGAAAGUGGCCCUUUUCCCUUUCUCAAAGUAGACAUUCUCCAAUUCCAAAAUGCCAGCCAAGACCCCGAUUUACCUAAAAGCUGCCAAUAACAAGAAAGGCAAGAAAUUUAAACUGAGGGACAUUUUGUCCCCCGAUAUGAUUAGCCCUCCCCUCGGAGACUUCCGCCACACCAUUCACAUCGGCAAAGAAGGCCAGCAUGACGUCUUCGGCGACAUCUCGUUCUUGCAAGGGAACUACGAGCUGCUCCCAGGAAACCAGGAGAGAGCGCGCCUGGGCCCGUUCCCGGGGCACAGCGAGUUCCUGCGGGCCAACAGUACCUCCGACUCCGUGUUCACGGACACGCCCUCCCCCGUGCUCAAAAACGCCAUCUCCCUCCCGACCAUCGGAGGGUCGCAGGCGCUCAUGUUGCCCUUGCUGUCGCCGGUGACGUUUCAUUCCAAACAGGAGUCCUUUGGGCCGGCCAAGCUGCCCCGGCUUAGCUGUGAGCCGGUCGUGGAGGAAAAGGCCCCGGAGAAGAGCAGUCUGCUGGGGAACGGGACGGGCCACCAGGGAGACGUCUCGUGGGGCUCCAGCGGCUCCGCGUCGCAGUCCAGCCAGGGCAGGGACAGCCACUCCUCCAGCCUCUCCGAACAGUACCCCGACUGGCCGGCUGAGGACAUGUUUGACCAUCCCGCCCCAUGCCAGCUUGUCAAGGAGAAGACAAAGUCGGAGGAGUCCCUCUCUGACCUCACAGGUUCCCUCCUCUCCCUACAGCUCGAUUUGGGGCCCUCCUUUUUGGAUGAGGUGCUGAAUGUCAUGGAUAAAAAUAAGUAACGGACACCGCCGACUCUUGGCCUUUGGGGGGAGAAGGUAUCAAAAAAUAAAAACUAAACUAAACCACAGUCGAAGAGAAGAGCUUCACUGGCUAUGUGUGCAGUUUGUGUGAUGGGUUUUCUAAGAUAAUGUUCCUACGAAAUAUUUUUUGUACCUAUUAUGCCCUGUUUGCAAAAACAGAAAGGCAAAAAACAAAAACAAAAACAAAAAACGUCCUGGCAGAAAGGAAGUGAGUCAUUCAGAACCCAUUUUCGGCGGGUAUUGCUGAUGUUCAGCUCACAUUUUUUAUUUCCAGAAACGUAAGAACUCUGGCUCGGCCAGGAUUGGCACUAGCUACGAAGGGCUGCUCAAGUCACGUUAAAGAACUUGACAAUACUCCAGCAUUUUCUGAGCAAGAAGUCAAAAUUUAUUUAACACCUAAGCCUUUUUUUCUAGACUCUUUUCUAUAUUACGUUAUUUGGGCUCAUCAUAGCAAAUUCUUCAGUGUUAAAACUGUUCUCUGUUCUCACAUUUGAACAACUCUAUGGGUUUGGGGGAUUUUCUCAUAGCUCUUAUAUAUCCCUAUAUAUUAUAUCUAUAUCGCGCAAUUUUGACCGUCAGCUACAUGUUGGUAAGACACAAGCAAAGUAUUACUGUAACUAAGUUAUUUUUAAAGUUAAAAUAUAUUUUUAUGUGCCUUUGGCUUUUUAUUGCAGAGUCUACAUUUUAUAGAUACUACAUCAAAUGUUGUCAUUUGACUUGUCUCCAUUGGGGUUCCAUUGUAAGCUGCGUAUGUAUAUGUUUGGAAAAGUGUAUUCAUACUUAGCUUUAUUUCUUUUUCUUCAUCUGUUAGCAUACUUUUCAGAGCACCCAACAAUGGAUUGUUAAAUAUAAGGGCACAGGUUACUCAUGAUGCUUCUGCAGAGACUGUGGGCUACACCAUAUAAUGUUAUUUGGAAAUAUAGGUAUUUUAGUACAGUACAUAACUUGCAUUACAUAGGUACUUCAUGCGACACAAUAAAGAGUAAAUGUUAAAAUGAA
Messenger RNA from Callorhinus ursinus (northern fur seal), 2304 nucleotides. RefSeq names its product CDC42 effector protein 3 (gene CDC42EP3). Gene Ontology annotation, molecular function: small GTPase binding. Gene Ontology annotation, cellular component: cytoplasm; cytoskeleton; plasma membrane. The record is from RefSeq and is a predicted model, not a curated record. NCBI's taxonomy places the organism in Eukaryota, Metazoa, Chordata, Mammalia, Carnivora, Otariidae. Gene Ontology annotation, biological process: regulation of cell shape; Rho protein signal transduction; positive regulation of pseudopodium assembly.